AUGACUGUCUACAGGCUGCCUGCUUCAAUCAGUUUCGACGAAGUGAUUCAGCGAGUCUCACGAGAAAACGUUGGGGCAGUCGUCCGGUGCGCGGUCGGUGAAGAGCAGCUCGUGGUUGCGACGAGUCACCGUCAAGAGGCAUGGACCGUGUUGAAGAGUUUUUUGAUCAACAGAUGCGUUCCGAUGGAAGCAAGGGAAGAGGAGCCAAGUCUUGGUCUCGAAAAGCCACAGUACUGGGAUCGCCUUCCUGCGAACGGACGCACUCCAAUGGAACGAAGCGACCAUGGGCGCGGUCUGGAGUUUCAGAAGUCGAGUCAAGAUGAUCCCGUUUUCGAGAAAGAAUGCCUCUUGUCCGGUUAUGGUGCACAAGCGCCCUCUCAAACCGGGACAGAGAGUUUGCAGAUACCGCAGGUCGCUUUGCUCGAAGAGCCUGUGCCCCCAGCGUACUUGAAGAAAGCUGAAAACGCAGCAGUGAGCUUUUGUGGUCUGGUACGCAAGGAUCGACUUUCCAGCGAUAGGGUCGUGUCGGCACUUGUUUACGAAAGUUACAGAGAAAUGGCAAUGCUCUACAUACAUCGCAUCGCUGCAGAACAAAACCUCCACAUGUUUGUCCAUACUGUUGCAGGAAGCGUGCCCGUGGGUUCCGUCUCCGUGCUGGUGACUGGCCCCUCAGUGGAGAGCGUACGUCUGGCGCUUGAGGCUCUCAAGCGCUAUGUACCUAUCUGGAAAGAAGACGUCAGUGUUCCAUGCAUUUAG
Cyanidioschyzon merolae strain 10D is the source of this 756-nucleotide messenger RNA. RefSeq lists its product as hypothetical. The record is from RefSeq and is a predicted model, not a curated record. Lineage: Eukaryota; Rhodophyta; Bangiophyceae; Cyanidiales; Cyanidiaceae. The coding region runs from base 1 to 756 and encodes 251 amino acids. Gene Ontology annotation, biological process: Mo-molybdopterin cofactor biosynthetic process. The transcript has a single exon.